AUGCCCAUUCAGUGGACUGCGUCGAAUGAGCGUUUGCUCUUUUUGCGGAUUCUUGAACUGUCCAAUACUACCAUUGACUACGAAAAAGUCUCCGAAACUUGGCCAAAUCCGAAUGAACGUCCAACGCCUCGAGCAGUGUCUGAGCACAUUUUCAAAUUAAAGAAGCUAGCAAGGGCAGAAUCUGGAGGAACCAAUAGCAAUACCACCGCAGCUUCAACUCCGAAGACUCCCCGUACCAAAACAGCCACUCCCCGUGCGAGUGGAGGCACACGCGGCAGCGCUGGUGAUUCAACCGCCAAGGCAAAACGCAAGCGUAACGUUGCUGAGCAAUUUGGCCCCGAAAACCAGUUCCAGCCCGUCAAUCAGUCUCACUUCAAGAAGGAAGAAGACAUCGACGAUCUUGGUCCCUUGCCUGACGAUACACCCAGCAAGCGUGCUCGGAAGCCUACACAACAUUUAAACAUGGCAGCCUAUGUAGACAGUGGUACUAAAGUCGAGGACGACGGCAAGGGGUCCGACCGGUUUAGCUCCGUUGACCCUGAGUACGCUCCUGCAGUUGAGGAGGAUAUGUUCGAAAUGCCUGACGUCUUUGAGUAA
Molecule: messenger RNA, 597 nt
Organism: Talaromyces marneffei
Lineage: Eukaryota; Fungi; Ascomycota; Eurotiomycetes; Eurotiales; Trichocomaceae
Exons: 3
Coding region: 1-597 (198 amino acids)
Source: RefSeq, a predicted model, not a curated record